GACAGUGUGAGUGGUCCUGAGCUCUGACUCCUGACGGCACAGAGAGGUGGCCGCGACCAUCACGAGGACAGUCAGAAAUCACUCUCGCUCUGGGAUCACAUUUCUUUUGUUUUGCUUUUUCUUUUUCCUCAUUGGCUUCCCCACUCCUUUCCUUCAAUCAUCCCCUUGACUCGCGACAAGCAUGCCGGAGCUCGGACUCACACAUUUGGGAUGAUUUUAAUAAUGGUUCGCUUCAAAUGUACAUUUCCACCGAGCUGCAGCUGAGGUUUCAUUCAAAGUCCGACUGGAUUCUCACAGCGUGAUGGAUACAAAUGAGUUCGCAGUGCUGAAACUUUUUGUCGUUGGGAUUUUGGUCAAUUCCUGGAUAAUGAGAGGGUUGUCAGCCACUGACAGUUUGGACAUAGAGCCCACUUCCCCCCGGCCGGGGAGAACCUGCAAUGAGUCCCGUCUGCAGUGGGAGGUGGAGGUCUGUGGAGAGGACUUCAAGCGGGACAUGUCUCACAUAGAUCCACAGUACUGGUGUAACCUUACACACUUCAUCAGUGAGUACCACAUCUUCACCCUCUGCACAGAAAAACAGUCCCACAACGUUAACUGCUACUGGCCCAAUCCGCUGGUAGAGAGCUACAUCAUCCGCAUACACAAGCACUUUUUCUCCAACUGCACCAUGGAGCAGGUGGUAUGGGUGGACCCGCCAGAUGACACACUAACCAUCCUUAUCCUCAUCCCUGUUUUCCUCACUUUGGCCAUGAUCGCUCUGGUUGUCUGGUGCAGCAAGAGAAGUGAUAUCCUGGCUUAGAAGGAGAGGAAGAUGGAAGAAAAUGGAGAAGUGCGGGACAAGGAGGGUUUUCAAGGUCCUGAUCUCUCCACUCCAAACAAUACUGUACAAAGGAAUGCACAGAGGUUUUGGGAGAUUUCUUCAAUUGGUCAAAUUACCUCGUAAGAGGCACCACAAACCACUUACACUGCCUGUGGUCAUGAAGGAAGUAGCACCUAGUAUUUUCUUUUUAAAAUAAUUGCGAUAUUUCACAGUUCUGACAUUGACCUGCUAUUACAUAUUUGACUGCCAAACAGAUCUCUUAAUGCUUAACAAAUUUUAGAUCUUCUGGGACAUGCAAUUAUUGGCUUUCUUGCACAGUAAAUUUGUAGCUGGAGCCAUCAGCUUGUUACCUUAGUGUAGCAUAAAGGCUGCACUGUAAAAUCUGAGAAGUUAAUUUUACCUAAAACAAUCUUAAAAGUCAAGUGCUUUGAAAAAGGGAUGUAAAUAUAAUUAGAAAUCUCAUUGUUAGAAAUCUAGAUGGUAACUUUACCUGAAAUUUGGCUAUAUUUACCUAAUUUUGUGAAGUUGUCACAGCUUAAAAGUUAUUAGUGAAAUUACCUUGAACUUUCCAAGUGUUAGCAAAUUCAGAAAACUGAGUUAGUCUGACUUGACUUGAUCACAAAGAAGAUUUUGCCAAUGACGAAGUUAGGGGAGUUCUGUUUUCUUAACAUGUUUAAAAAAUUACAAAUAUGACUAACUAGUUUGCAACCAGCAGAAUACAGUUAUCUAGCACUGUAAACUUGGUUCACUAAAGAUGCUAAAACUUAGAAAGACUGAUUUCAUUAAAACUGUAAUUUUUAAGUUUCAAGACCUUCUCAAAAUUAAGUAUUUACUCAUUCUUCAAGGCAGUCAGUUUCCUAGAUUUUUUUAAAGUAACAUCAACUUGUAACAUCAUGCAUUGCUUUUACACUUUUUAUUCUUUUUUUUCAGGUAACAUAAGCAAAAGCCUCAAACUAAGCUAACUAGUAUCUGCCUGGAGUUUCUAAUCUGACAUAAGAGUGGUAUCAGUCUAGUUCAAAUCUCAACAAGAAUGCAGAUGAGCAUAUUUCCUUAAAUGUCAAACUAUUCCUUCAAGACACAGAGGAGUUUGGUUGUUUGGCAGUGACAUCACUUUUUUGGGUAUAUUGACUAGCGGGACAAUCGACCAAAUCUUGGUGCAUUCUUUAAAGCUCAUGGAUCCGGACCUUUGACGUCAGAUUCUUGUCAGAGCACUGAACCGUUGCUGAAGGCCAAAGUAUCCAUCAAGCAACAGAGGCAGAAGUCUAUACUGGUGGGAAAUGAGACUCCCAGAGGACACCAUUUGUUAAAUAUUUUAACAUGAUACUGUUUGAUGGCUUGGAUUAAAAAGACGCCAAAUUUGGACUCAACAUUGAUUCAGUUGACUCAAUUGAUUUUGUCUUACUUUUGAGUCACUGUCACCACUGGAAAGGAUACACUGGCGUGCAACCCAAAGAUAAGGCAACACUUUCAUAUAUUAUGGGACUUAAAUUUCUUGUGUGAAUACCUGAGCAGUAAGGGACUGUUUUAUAACAGUGUAACUUAUCAGAUACUGUUGGAAUUGUGUUAAAACUCAGAGAUGUUCUCAAUGGAAACAAAGAACUAUGAACUGACAUUGAGACCUCAUACUGUACAGUUAUGCUCUGUGUCUGUGCUGUCUACUGUAUCUGCAUUGCCUCCCAGUGUGACUCAGACCAGUGAGAAACUGAUGCUUUGAAGUGAACACUUUUGGGAAAGGCUUAUUUAUCGUACGCACUUCAUGGGUUCUUUGAACCACAGUCCUCAACAGCCAUGAGGCAAACUAAACCAAGCACUGCUUUUUUAUUUUUUUCCAAAGCAUAAGGCAUCAAUUUCUGUUUGUCAUGUGUCACCUGCACACUUUUGUCUAUGGAAACUGAUUAAAUCUCCCUUCAAAGUAA
Molecule: messenger RNA, 2736 nt
Organism: Plectropomus leopardus (leopard coralgrouper)
Lineage: Eukaryota; Metazoa; Chordata; Actinopteri; Perciformes; Serranidae
Product: receptor activity-modifying protein 3
Biological process (GO): G protein-coupled receptor signaling pathway; receptor internalization; regulation of G protein-coupled receptor signaling pathway
Cellular component (GO): signaling receptor complex; membrane; cell surface
Molecular function (GO): coreceptor activity
Source: RefSeq, a predicted model, not a curated record